AUGUGUCCUCCUGCCAUGGAGGAUGAGGAUGGCUACAUGGCCUUGGACAGGCGAUGCAAGCGGGGUGCUGUGCAGAGGCCGGGACCCCUCCAGGACACAGCUAGUGGUGUCCGAUCCUCCGUCUCCACCACAGUUUUUCAGAAGGCACCGACACCUCCCAACGCUCUGCAGAACAAGAGCGAGGCCGGGGGAAGGAACAGGACAGAGGUGUGCAUGAUUCCCUCCCUGCUGCACUACAUCUGCCACUGGAACGGCUCUGCAGGUAACCCCUUCCCCGGGGGGGUCCCUGGGGUGGGAUGGGUGUCCCCGGGGGGCUGCAAGUCCAGCUUGGUGUCAAUGAGCAUGGCGAGGAAGAGCUCGUUUUGCUGCCACGGGGGCUGCAAGCUGUGCCCCCAGUCCUGGGAGCUUUUUGGGGGCCAGUGCUACUGGGUUUCUAAGUCGACUGGGACUUGGAUGGAAGGCAAAAAAGACUGCGAAAGUCGGGGGUCCCAUCUGGCCGUGUUCCGAAACACCACCGAAAUGCACCCAAGGCACAGGUGGUGUUUGGGGCCUGUGUCUUUGAAGAUGAACCAAACAGGUUCAAAAAGCCAGCUUUGCACCCCAACAAGCCUCUUGCUGAAGGCCCCUGGAAGCCAACACUCCUCUCCCAUUCACCAGGAGCACUUAAGUGAGAUCACCCGCCAGGUCAAGCUAACAGUGUGGAUCGGAUUAAAGGCAUCCAACAACAUAUGGAAAUGGGUGGACAACUCUUCCUUCAACGCCACCCCGUGAGUACAGCUGCAACCCAUGAUGUGCAGAGCAGCUUUGCUCCAUUUCACCCCUGAGAUCUCCAAUAUUUUGGUGUUCACAACAGUAUUGCAAUGCCCCAGUAAGGCUUUGCAGCCUGAAAGUUGGCUGUACUGAGCACUGUAACCCACCAUCUCAUCACACCUAUGCAGCCAACGUGGUUUUAAUGUCCUGGGCAUGCUCCAGUGGAGGAAGGAGCCAGAUGGUAGUGCAAGCACAGCAAUCUGCACGCGCAUCUGGGCAAGCCCACAGCAAGAAGCCAUCUGGAGCCCAGUGAGACAGGCUGGGGGAGAAGCUCCCAUUGCCCCCUAAUCCAAGAGCAAAAGGAGCUGCUUUUAGGUGCUGACAGUUUUGGUUUGCAGGUUCGGUUCCCUUCGGAGUGUGGAGAACGGCUGCGUGACCUUUGUAGAGAAGUCGCUGGAAUACGAUGGCUGUGGGACCAACCACAAGUGGGUUUGCCAGACAGAACCCUUCCAUCUCCUUUCAAAGACUGCAGGAGACAGAGAGCUGUAUGGUGCCCACCCCGAAAAGCCCAUCCUGCAGGACGCUUGCUGCUAAUAUUUGGGGUGAAGCCAACCCUCCUUGUUAUGGCUCUGCAAGGAAUUUCGGGAUUUGAACCCAACCAAGCACAGCCAAGAGUAUUAGUGUAGGCUCUGUUUCAAUUAGCUU
Anas platyrhynchos (mallard) is the source of this 1455-nucleotide messenger RNA. The record is from RefSeq and is a predicted model, not a curated record. Lineage: Eukaryota; Metazoa; Chordata; Aves; Anseriformes; Anatidae.